Molecule: messenger RNA, 3722 nt
Organism: Dicrocoelium dendriticum
Lineage: Eukaryota; Metazoa; Platyhelminthes; Trematoda; Plagiorchiida; Dicrocoeliidae
Source: the annotation of a GenBank genome assembly
AAGUCCACUGCGCCCGAAUGAUAAGCGACAAAGUUAUUGGGAUCACUUAAAUUUUUAUCUCUCAGGACUAGGAGUUCCUUUGAGUGAACCGCAUGUUGCCUAUUAUCCUCGCGUUUAAUACGCUGAGUGGAUCUUCAUUAAAACUCACCCGUGGACCAUUUAUUGCUUUACUCGUAAACCUUCGAAUAAUUGCCUCUUAAAAAUGUGGACAGUUUGUUGUGGUAUUGGUCUAAAGAAGAAAAGCAAAAUGGUGCAAAAUGAUAAAACCGCAGAAUGCAAACGCGCGCGAAGCAUUACCCCAGAACAAAACGAACACUUAGUUCUUCCAGAGUCUUUUGAUGGGAUAAAGAUACACGACGAACCUAUCAUAAACGGAGGCUAUUUGAAACAUGAACGACGAAGUUUACCUGAUGUGGUUAUUCCAUCCACUGUCAUUUCUGCCAGACGAUUAUUUGGUGAUCAACGUCCAAGCUUUCAGAUAGAUUCUGAGACCGGAAGGCGUCCGACUUUGGAUAUUGAAGCCACAGCUCUGCUGGCUAAAUCGGAGAGUAUAGGAUUUGAUAGCUCCGACGAAGGUCUCAGAAGGCUACUUUCAACUCGACAUAGCGACACGGACGCUGUAUAUCACAGAGUUGAGGGCUUAGGAAAACAAUUAUUUCAGGACUCAUCACCGACCAAAGAAUUAACUAAAAAUGGUUGUUUUCAGAGUCCACCGAAGACCAAUGUAGUCGUGAAUACUAAAAGAUUUAACUUCACCCGGUUGCUCUCCCACAGCCUUACUAAAACUCUGUCUAGAAAACGAAACAUCCAAAGACCUGCUGACAGUGAGAGCUCUCCUUCAGUAAAAUUCCCUCAACAUGUGAGUAAGGGUGGUGGAACAUCAGAAACGUCGGUAUCCAAAGAUGAUGAUAUAUCUGACCUUGAAGGUUCCAAAGACAGUUUGGGGCAACUUCCAUCCUCCGGAAGGCCCGGAUUAGGUCGACUCAAUGUAAAAGUUCUUGAUUCAUGUGUACAUGGGUUGAAAGACAAAUUCCCGUCAAGUGACACAAGCACGGGAGAUAACAGACCGUUUGUUCGAACUUCAGAUAAUUUCCGAAGGGGUUCCCUUUGUAUUUUCAGUCAUCUGGAGGAACCCAUCGUUACUCCGUUUGCACAAAUUCUGGCAAGUCUUCGAAGGGUCCGAGCCAAUCUUAUUCUGCUUAUAAACGCAACAAGCUCAAAAGAUUCGCGAUUGGGUACUUCACACACCACUGCGAGUGGGGAUUCAAUUGGAGCCACCCCAAUCCCCGGCUCGUGUGAACAGUCCAGAUUGACAGCCACUGAGACCCUGGACGAGUUGGAAUGGUGCUUAGAGCGGUUGGAAAAUAUCCAAACUCAUCGAUCCGUUAGCGACAUGGCAACGAGCAAGUUCCGCAAAAUGCUCAAUAAAGAGCUCAGUCAUUUCACUGAAGGUGGCCGAAAUGCGAAACAAAUCUCCGAGUAUAUAUGCUCAACAUUUCUGGAAUCUAAGGAAGUCGAUGGAGGGAUGCCAUGCACUCAUCCAGGUGAACCACCUUUGUCGGAGGAGGUGACCGGUCCACUUACCGACUCCCAACGAAGUUCCACAACAGAACGAAACAGUGAGAGCAACUCGGUGUCGGAUUCUAGUUCUCAUGGCAAAAUGCAAGGCGAGACUACACACCCAACAGAAGCAACUGGUAACAAACUUGCAGUAUCUGACUCAGUCACUGAGAUGCCCACGCAUCUAUUACCUCACGGAAUAGCGUCCUCACAUCCGGAGCAAUUAAGCAAGCUUUUAUCCACCAAGUUGGAUCUUUGGGGUAUGGAUGCGUUUGAAUUGGGAAAGCUGACCCCGAAUCCUCUCACUUGUGUCUUCUACGCUAUUUUACAGAAACGUGGCCUCAUCAAACGGUUUUGCAUUCCCGAAAUGAAUCUGAUUCGCUAUAUGAAAGUUGUGGAGGAGAAUUAUCACGACGUUCCCUAUCACAACCGAUUGCAUGCAACGGACGUUGUCCAAUCCGCUCAUGUUCUGCUCAGUACACGCUCAGUUGCGACAGUUUUUACCGACCUGGAAGUAUUGUCCGUGCUUUUCGCCUGCGCAAUCCAUGACGUGGAUCACCCUGGAUUAACCAAUCAAUAUUUGAUCAAUACAAAUGAUCAGCUGGCAAUACUGUACAAUGACGCAUCAGUGCUGGAAAACCACCAUUUAGCAGUGGCGUUUCGGCUACUGACCAGACCAGGAUGUGAUCUGUUCGAGAAUAUUCCAAGAAAGCAGCGACUCAGUUUGCGUCGAAUGACGAUCGAUAUGGUCUUGGCCACUGAUAUGUCCAAACAUAUGAGCUUGUUAGCGGACUUGAAGACGAUGGUUGAGACGAAAAGAGUCGCUGGCUCCGGAAUACUCACCCUGGAUAACUACAGUGACAGAAUGCAGAUCUUGCAAAGCAUGAUACACUGCGCUGAUUUGAGCAAUCCGACGAAACCGCUCGAGUUGUACCGAAAGUGGAACGCCAGGAUCAUGGAAGAACACUUCCGUCAAGGGGAUCGAGAACGAGAAAGCGGUCUGGAGCUGAGUCCAAUGUGUGAUCGAACUACGGCUUCCAUCGAGAAGACUCAGGUGAGUUUCAUCGAUUACAUCGCCCAUCCUUUGUGGGAAACUUGGUCAGAAUUGGUUCAUCCUGAUGCCCAACAUAUAUUAGACGCGCUGGAUGAUAACAGAGAGUGGUAUCUCAGUCAAAUCGAAGAGGAAUCUAUCAAACCAUGAGACGCAAGAGCAGCAAAAAAUGGGAUGCAAACCACCGGUCUUGCCAUAUCUCUCCAUUCAGAUAGGACGCCGAAUACAAAAUACACGUUUUCAUUCGUGUCGCUCAACAGCGGCUCAAGACUCAGGACCGCCCCAUACCCCCUAACGAAAACAACGCAUCUAUCAGCGUCGUGCACGGACACCAUUGUUAUUAGCAUCUACAGUGUUGCCCGUAUGGAACAAACCCAGCGGAAAAGAUCUACCGGUAGCUUCGAAAGCUUCUUCUGUUUCCUCUGUACAGUCACUAUAAAGGGACAAACAAAAAACUAGGAAAAAUCGAUGGUCGUACGACGCCAAGCACUACCUUUCCUUAACCCAACAUACCGGAUGACAGCAUACACGUCGCACAAGAUAACAGCAACACCGCAAGGUGACCGUUACGUAAAAAAGCAUACAUAAACGCGCGCACACAUACACACACAAACACAAGAACCCAAUAAACGAGGAGGCAGGAAGAACAUGCUCCUCUAACCAACGCAUUGCCAUUGCAAAUGUUUGUAAAAUUGUUUUGCGGAUGCAAUUUGUUGAUAUCUUUGUUAUCAAAUACUAUGAAAAAUUAUCCGAAAAAAAAACAGAGGAAGACAAUUAGUAUCCGAAUCACGUGGAUGGAGGGGUAAUUCAGGUCACAUGUAAUCCAGGCAACCAGGCAAUGGCUGAUAGCCAUUAUUCAAGAGCAUAUACAAACGGGAUUCGAUGUUGCCGAGUAGAGAGCUGGCACCGAAACGCAAAAAUUCCGGUUGAACCCAUUCCGGCCCCAUGUAGUUCAAAACCAAAGCGAGGUAAUUCACCGCAUCCGCAGCAGUUCGCAGUCCCCCUGCAGGUUUGAAGCCAACCUAGAAACAGAGAGGAAGAAUAAAGAUGAAAUCAUUUUUAUCUGUUUUGGCCAGAAAAGCAUAGCACAAUAUAUAGUUAUUUUUGUACC